Messenger RNA from Diorhabda sublineata, 4422 nucleotides. RefSeq names its product contactin. The coding region runs from base 147 to 4061 and encodes 1304 amino acids. Gene Ontology annotation, molecular function: protein binding. Gene Ontology annotation, biological process: cell-cell adhesion. The record is from RefSeq and is a predicted model, not a curated record. NCBI's taxonomy places the organism in Eukaryota, Metazoa, Arthropoda, Insecta, Coleoptera, Chrysomelidae. The transcript has 15 exons.
GUCAGUGUCCUGUGGUGACUAAUGUCAUAUGAAUAGACAGUUGUUUGUUAUCAACCUUAAAUUCUAGCUAGUGAAAAAUGGUUAUUAUAUGACGCUUAAAUAAAUAAAGAAUACGUUUUUAUUGUUAUCUUUAUUGAUAUUCAGAAAUGAGACUGUACAUAGUAUUUUGGCUUACCUCACUCCUAGGAAUAAGUCUAGCACAAAAAGAUCCAUAUAUUACAAAUAAUUUGAAUGAAAAUUCCAAUGCAAAUAAUGAAAAUCAAUUGUAUAACACAAAUAAUGCUAAUCCAAAUUACAAUCCCGGUUUUAAUUAUCCUGACUUGAAUCAAGGAACUAACUAUAAUCCAGGCUCUACUUAUAAUCAAAAUACAAACUAUAAUAGAGAUGUUAAUUAUCCUAAUACAAAUUAUCCAACUUAUGGGUAUGGGGGAAAUUAUGGUUAUGGAAAUCCAGACGAAUUACAGUGCCCGGAGAACUGGUUACGCUUUCAGAAUUCCUGUUAUAAAUUUGUUAAAUCCCCAAGAAAAGCUUACAAAGAAGCUAGAAAAAUUUGUCAGACAUACAGUCCAGAUGGGAGUGGCUCCGAUUUAGUAUCCCUAAACAGCCCUGAAAAACAUGGAUUUCUCACAAACCAGCUGAAUUUAAUUGAUUCUCAACAUAGGUACAUUUGGUACAUUGGCGCCCACCAAAGCUCUCCAAAUACAUAUACAAAUAUUGAUGGUUCUCAAUUAGCUAAUAUAGAAAAAGCAAAAUCAGAUGCUGAAUUUUCUUAUGGGAAAGAUUAUUUGGCUUAUAAUUUUUCAAGAAAUCAUUUACGUUGGGUAUUUGAGCCAGUUGUAGGAGAUGAGCCUUUAUUAUUUAUUUGUGAAGCACAAAUUGGAAUCUUACAAAGACUAGUCGUAGAGGACAGAAAUUUUAUGUAUGGAGUUGAUGUAACUGAUCCUGAAAAAAUACCAAUUGGGCCUUAUUUCAUUCAACAACCUGUAGAUGCUACUUUUGACAUUUCUAGAAAAAAUCUUUACAAUGAUGUUAGCAUUAGCUGUUUAGCUGGGGGAUAUCCUACUCCAACAUACGAAUGGUAUCGUGAGGAUUAUGAAAAUGACAGGCUUGUUGCUCAUAAAAUAGAUCCUUUAUUAGACAUUCGUUAUACCAUCAGUGGGGGUACCCUAAUAAUACACAACCCACAACAAAAAGACCAUGCAACUUAUCACUGCAAAGCAACAAAUAAAUUUGGAACAAUAAUAUCCGAAAGUGUUCAGUUAAACUUUGGUUUUAUUCUUGAAUUUGUACUGAAACGUUCUCCAGAAUCUGGUGACCAAAAUUGGGGAAAAUCAAUAUAUUGUGACCCUCCCAACCACUUUCCAUCUGUAAGAUACUCCUGGUCUCGUGAUUACUUUCCAAAUUUUGUCGAAGAGGACAGGAGAGUAUUCUCAUCUAAUGACGGUGCCUUAUAUUUUUCUGCUUUAGAAACGAUUGAUAGAGCUAAUUAUAGUUGUAGUGUUAAUUCGGAGUUUUCGGAUUCUGGAAGAAAUGGUCCAUUUUUCCCUUUAAGAGUUAAUCCACACUCUAAUUAUCAACAGUUGAAAUUCCCGAACAACUUCCCCAAAGCUUUUCCAGAAGCACCCACCGCAGGAAAAGAUGUACGACUGGAAUGUGUCGCUUUUGGAUAUCCAGUCCCAAGUUACAACUGGACAAGGAAAGGUGGUAGUUUACCUAGAAGUGCCUAUUUAACAAGUUUUAAUAGAGUUCUUAAUAUACCAAAAGUUCAAGUAGACGAUGAAGGAGAAUAUAUUUGCCGUGCCUAUAAUGAUAGAGCUAGUAUUGAAAAUAGUGUAUUUUUAAACAUUCAAGCUGAACCUACAUUUACUAUACCCUUAAAGGACAGACACAUGGAUAGUAAAAGUGAGUUGGUGUGGACAUGCGAAGCAUUCGGUAUUCCAGAUGUAAACUACACUUGGUGGAAAAAUGGGCGGCAACUAGUUCAAGGAUACUUAGAUAUAGAAGAUAGGGGGCGAAUUAAAAUUCAAGAUAAUGUCUUAACAAUAUCUUAUUUGGAUCAAGAAAGAGAUCCUGGAAUGUAUCAAUGCAGGGCUUCCAAUACUUUGAAAACUUCAUAUUCAUCUGCACAAUUGAGAGUGUUAGUUUUUAAACCAUCAUUUAAGAAGAAUCCCUUAGAAUUUGAAUCAUAUGCUGCUGAAGGUGGUAAUGUAACAAUAAAGUGUAAUCCUGAAGCGGCGCCAAGGCCAAAAUUUAUUUGGAAAAAAGAUGGAAAUGUGAUAGGUUCUGGCGGACAUAGAAGAAUUUUUGAGAAUGGUAAUUUGUAUAUAAGUCCAGUAUCUAGAGACGAUGAAGGAAUUUAUAUUUGUACUGCUUCUAAUGAAUUGGGAAUAGACGAAUCUAGAGGACGACUCAUUGUAAUGCGAGGUCCCCGCCUUGUUGAGCCUUUGAGGGAAACCAUAGUAACAUCUGUCGGUAGAAAUAUUGACUUGCGUUGUUAUGCAGUGACUGAUGAAAUGUUAGAUAUUGCCUACAUAUGGAAACAUAAUGGUAUGAUAAUACGUGAUAUUGAUGUCAGAAACUCCUACAACCGUAUAAAAAUUGAUGGAGGUUAUUUAAGAAUAAUAAACUCAACAUUCUCUGAUACCGGCGAUUAUGAAUGUGUCGUAAAAUCUGCAGUGGGUCGAAUAUUUUCAAGAGCUUUGGUAAUUGUAGAAGGCCCGCCUGGGCCUCCAGGUGGUGUUAAAGUAUUGGACAUCAAGAAAACAUCAGUUACUUUACAGUGGACAGAUGGUGCUAGUCACGGUUCUCCAAUUCAUAGUUACACUAUCAGCAGUAGAACCAAUUGGAAUCAAACUUGGGUAAACAUAACUCAUGGUGUAAGAGCUUCUGAAAUAGAUAGAUACACAAGAAGAAAGGAAGCUGUUAUCGACAAUAAUUUAAUACCUUGGGCUGUACAUGAAUUUAGAGUAGCAGCGUGGAAUAAUUUAGGAAUGGGAGCUCCAUCUCAGCCUAGUCCCAAAUACCCUAGUCCACCAGAUAGACCUUACAUUGCACCUCGUAAUAUAGGUGGAGGUGGUGGAAAAAUUGGUGAUCUCACAAUAAGAUGGGAUCCUCUUAAAGCAGAUGAACAGAAUGCACCUGGAAUUCAUUAUAAAAUAUUCUGGAAAAGAAAAGAUGGUGAAGUUGAGUUUAAGAGCCAGAAGUUAGAAGAAUAUGGUAAUGUUGGAGAAGCUGUUGUUUACAUUGACUCUCAAUAUUACUAUACCGAAUAUGUAGUUAAAGUACAGGCAUUUAAUAGUGAAGGUGCAGGACCAAUUAGUCAUGAAGUAGUUAUUUAUUCUGCCGAAGACAUGCCACAAGUUGCUCCUCAAUUGGUUGUGGCUAAAUCCUUCAACUCGACUGCUCUUAAUGUCAGUUGGGUACCAGUUGAUCAAAGUAGAGAAAGUAUCAGAGGAAAACUUAUUGGCCAUAGAAUAAAGUAUUGGAAAAAAGGUUCCAAUGAACAAGAUGCUGUCUACUACUUGUCCAGAAAAACAAGACCAUGGGCUCUUAUCGUUGGUCUUCAACCAGAUACAUAUUAUUUUGUUAAAGCCAUGGUUUACAAUUCAGCUGGAGAAGGACCUGAAAGUGAACGUUUCAUUGAACGUACUUAUAGAAAGGCCCCUCAAAAGCCUCCUUCUUCGGUUAUGGUCUAUGGUAUUAAUCCUUCCACAGUUAAAGUUGUUUGGCGUUAUGUUCAACCUUCAUUGGAAGAAGAACCGUUGCAAGGUUACAAGAUUCGAGUUUGGGAGAGUGAUCAAGAUUUAAGCACAGCAAAUGAUACGAUCAUACCUUUUGGAGGAAAUUUAGAAGGUUAUGUUACCAAUCUUUCUCCUGGAAAGGUUUAUAAGCUAAGAGUUCUAGCGUACUCAAAUGGUGGAGAUGGGAGAAUGAGUUCACCAGAAAAGCAGUUCCAAAUGGGGGAACCACAAUAUUUUCGCAGCGCAGCUAGUGAUAUACAAAUUAGUUUAUUGAGCAUUGCUAUCACAUUAGCGGUACAGUUCGUUUAUAAACAAUCGUGACAAUACUAUAUUUUUAUAUGAAUUUUGUCUAUUUUUUAUUGUUAUAUAGGGGUUAUUAAACGAAGGCACCUCGAAUCAAAAACCAUUUGAUUCAGUACUCGAUUGUAUCAGAUCUGAUUUUUUAUAUAUUUUUUAUACAUUCUGUAUUUUUUACUGUAUCGUGCUAUCGAUUCCGUCCAAUAGAUGUAUUGUUUUUAUAUAAUUUCAACACUAAGCAAAGUCUGUAUAGCACAGCCAGUACCUGCAUUGUAACUUUUAUCAAAAAAGAGUAGAACAAAAUGAGAUUUUGCUUUGUGUUCAUAAUGUUAUUAAUUUUUCAAUGAAUAAUUUUAUAUUUACAAUGAAUAAACUUCAUAUUUUU